CGACGAGCACGCGCAGUGCGUUUUUGUCGCUCCGACCGAUCCUUCCGAAUGCGUCCGGCGCACGUUGCAAUAUCGAUAUUAUAAUUAUUAUUGUAUUACGGCCGCGUUAUGUUUCGCGUACUCGUCGUCGUCGCGGUCAUCGCGGCCACGUCGGUCAUUUAUGCAGGUGGUGUCACGCGCAGGACGGUCAGGAGGCAGCGACAGUAUUUGGACAACGGCGGAUACGAUCGCGAUGUGGCCACAAGUAGUGGCGUUUGUCCAGAAAGAAACGGACGGUACCCGUUGGGCAACCAGUGCGACAAGUAUUUACAAUGCGAGAAUGGCGUACCCACAGAAAAAUUAUGUCCCGACGGACUGUUCUUCAACUCAAAGUCAUCGAUAUUCUCCUACCCGUGCCAAUAUCCACCAGAAGUAGAUUGCGAGGGAAGAACCCAAUUGCAACCCCCACAAUCCUCCAGCGACUGUCCGAGACAAUUCGGUUACUUUCGGCUGGGUGACGAGACAAAAUGUGGUCAGUUUCUAAACUGCGUAAACGGCAUAGGAUACAAAUUUGAUUGUCCCGAAGGAUUGGCGUUCAACGAGUUGACGUUUAGAUGUGACUGGCCGGAUCAGGUGGACACGUGCGACGCAGAAGCAUUCCUUGGAUUUAGAUGUCCGCCCGAAGAAAACCCGCUGGAAGGCCACAAACUCCAUCCUAACUCGGUGGAUUGUCAAAAGUUUUACCUUUGCGUUAGCGGCAGGCCUCGGCUAUACAACUGUGGGACUGGACUAGGAUUCAAUGAACUCAUUGGCGCUUGUGACAUCAGGGAAAACGUAACCUCGUGUUACUCCAGGACGCCAGAUAAUUUUGUUCGACUAGGAUGAUAUAUAAAAAGCGAAUCGACAACUGUUAUAUGAGUAUUAAUGGGAGUUACCUUUUAUUUCGACUCGUCCCUGUCGGAUAAACACUCAAGUCCAACUACAAAAGAUCUGUAAUAAACUGUAAUGUGACUAUUAUACUAUAUUUUGUUUUAUCUUUGUUGUAAUAAAUUAAGCUUUGAAUAUUAUACGUGCCAAUAAACUAUUUCGUUGGAAGUUAAAUUCUCUCUAGAUUAUGAUUUCUUUUAAAAAUAACCAAUUCGUCAUGUUAUCAAAAGUUUAAUAUUUAUAAAAUAAUAAAAUAUAUAAAUAUGAAACAUU
This is a messenger RNA of Metopolophium dirhodum (rose-grain aphid), 1179 nucleotides long. Its product is annotated as protein obstructor-E-like. The record is from RefSeq and is a predicted model, not a curated record. Bases 109 to 864 code for a protein of 251 amino acids. Gene Ontology annotation, molecular function: chitin binding. Lineage: Eukaryota; Metazoa; Arthropoda; Insecta; Hemiptera; Aphididae. The transcript is spliced from 7 exons. Gene Ontology annotation, cellular component: extracellular region.